UGGUUCGUGAUUUCCUACCAUCUGGUUCCCAACAUCACCGUUAAGCAACAUCGCUGUUAGCCCGGCCUUGGUCCAGGCGCGAUGUCCCACGAUGUUUUUGUUUAGGCUACGGCGGAUUUUCAUGGAGGGGAGGUCUCCUAAGACAUGGUCAGGAUCGGCUUCGAGGAGUCGCCCAACGCGAGGUUUUCGCCUGGUGGCACAGAUCGAUCCGGGUCGACACCGCAGACAGAUGGGGUCUAGGGCACUGGUCGUGAUGUUUGGCGAAGUUGAAUGUUUUUCGCAAUGUCGGGUCUCAGGGGAGGGAGAGUCGAGACAACGGUAGUUAGCCUUCUGGGGACCCGUCGUUGUCACGGCUAAACGCAGCUCGGAAGAUUGGUGCGUUCGUACCCUGGGAGUGGUCCGGGGAUCGAUUCUGAGCUGGUCUCAAGUCGCCUUGCUACUAGGUGAUGUUCACUCUAUAUCAACUCGUGAACCACUUGGUGUCCUACUGGUGCUCUCUGUGCGAGCGAACGAUCUUCGCCAACCUGUGCCCCGCCGCGACCAUGCUGGUAGAGAUGACCGUCAUGCCGGCGGCGAUCAAGGUACAGGGCAGCCCCCGAAAACAUGCUUCCGUGGCUACCAUGGUGCUCGGAGCAGCCUUGUUCUGCAUGCAGUAUAAGCACUUCUCCUGUGCAGGGGUGGCGGUGGCAUUGUUGAUGGUCGUGGUGACGAUUCCUUACAGGCUGCUCCAGCGCUGGUUACUUUUCGAGUGCAGCGGGCUGACAGUUGGACUCAUGGCUUGCUACGACGGCCUCUUCCUUUUUGGGCCCUCGAGUAUCAUCUUCGCAGCCAACAGCAGGCCAGACAUGUGGUCGCAGUGGAACGAGUGGCUGUCCUCGCCGCAAAUAUGUCUUAUGCUAUUCCUCUCCCUCAUCGCCUUCUCUGCGAAUCAUUGCGUCAGCCUUGUGAUGCUCCGCUGCGCAUCGGCAACCAACUACCUGGUCAUGCAUAAUGUCGCCAACAUCCUGGUGGUCUGCCUAGGCAUCGUAAUAUUCCAUGACAAGGUGAUGACCUCUCCUGUCAUGAUGAUUGGCAUCUUGAUGAGUUUGGGAGGUGGCCUCUGGUAUGCCUCUGAGUCGCUCUCGACUGACGCUCGCUUGUCGAAGGCCGAAGCGAAAUCGCAGAUGGCGCCCGACAAGGCCAAGCCGUAGGCCAGUAAUCGCUCUUCUCGGGGGGUGUGGGACGAGGGGGAGGGAUCGUCCCGAAGGGCCGCCGGAGACCCGAGUUAUGCCCCGAGAACUCCUCUCGGCAGCGCGCCCACGGGGGGAAGUGAGACGCAGAAUGCCUUCUCAGAAAGCGGCGGGAUUUCUCAAAAGUCCUCGCCCCUUCUGAGAAGUUUUCUGUGUCUCCGGGGAAGGCUUAGGACACUUUCCAGAAGGCAGGGGGACUUCCGAGCCUUCUGAGAAGGUCCGCCCUUUCUCAUUUCCCCCUUGGCGCGCCGCCGAUGCAGAUCGUCAGCAACAGGUAGAUAGCGCCGCCCCUGUCAGAAGUCUGAUCUUUCACUUUGUUGCGGCACCCGGCUGUGAGACCACCAGUGUCGUGGAGGCCGAAGGUUGCCGCUUCCGCGAGCCAGUGAGCACAUUGCCGCCUCUCCGCGGCACGACUACAAAAGGAA
This is a messenger RNA of Prorocentrum cordatum, 1654 nucleotides long. The record is from the annotation of a GenBank genome assembly. NCBI's taxonomy places the organism in Eukaryota, Dinophyceae, Prorocentrales, Prorocentraceae.